Messenger RNA from Aethina tumida (small hive beetle), 882 nucleotides. Its product is annotated as polyadenylate-binding protein 1-B-like. Bases 1 to 882 code for a protein of 293 amino acids. The record is from RefSeq and is a predicted model, not a curated record. The transcript has 3 exons. NCBI's taxonomy places the organism in Eukaryota, Metazoa, Arthropoda, Insecta, Coleoptera, Nitidulidae.
AUGCCAAUUACAUCCCAUCAUGCCAAUCACAUCACAUCAUGCCAAUCACAUCAUGCCAAUUACAUCCCAUCAUGCCAUUCACAUCACAUCAUGCCAAUCACAUCACGUCAUGCCAAUCACAUCAUGCCAAUUACAUCCCAUCAUGCCAAUCACAUCACAUCAUGCCAAUCACAUCAUGCCAAUUACAUCCCAUCAUGCCAUUCACAUCACAUCAUGCCAAUCACAUCACGUCAUGCCAAUCACAUCAUGCCAAUUACAUCCCAUCAUGCCAAUCACAUCACAUCAUGCCAAUCACAUCAUGCCAAUUACAUCCCAUCAUGCCAUUCACAUCACAUCAUACCAAUCACAUCACGUCAUGCCAAUCACAUCAUGCCAAUUACAUCCCAUCAUGCCAAUCACAUCACAUCAUUCACAUCACAUCAUGCCAAUCACAUCACGUCAUGCCAAUCACAUCAUGCCAAUUACAUCCCAUCAUGCCAAUCACAUCACAUCAUGCCAAUCACAUCAUGCCAAUUACAUCCCAUCAUGCCAUUCACAUCCCAUCAUGCCAUUCACAUCACGUCAUGCCAAUCACAUCACGCCAAUUACAUCCCAUCAUGCCAUUCACAUCACAUCAUGCCAAUCACAUCACGUCAUGCCAAUCACAUCAUGCCAAUUACAUCCCAUCAUGCCAAUCACAUCAUGCCAAUUACAUCCCAUCAUGCCAUUCACAUCACAUCAUGCCAAUCACAUCACGUCAUGCCAAUCACAUCAUGCCAAUUACAUCCCAUCAUGCCAAUCACAUCACAUCAUCUAAUUGGUUUAGUUCCUCGACACCCUAAACAGUGCGCAUCAGUCUAUAACUUGCCUAGGCCUAGUGGGGACGUUCCGACGAACGUCUAG